This is a messenger RNA of Ictidomys tridecemlineatus (thirteen-lined ground squirrel), 2343 nucleotides long. RefSeq names its product RAD9 checkpoint clamp component B (gene Rad9b). NCBI's taxonomy places the organism in Eukaryota, Metazoa, Chordata, Mammalia, Rodentia, Sciuridae. The record is from RefSeq and is a predicted model, not a curated record. Gene Ontology annotation, biological process: DNA replication checkpoint signaling; mitotic intra-S DNA damage checkpoint signaling; cellular response to ionizing radiation. Gene Ontology annotation, cellular component: checkpoint clamp complex.
GUGUUUUGAGAAUUAGUGGAGGCGGAGUGAGAGUGGGAGGAAUUGAGGCUGCGUAGCUUCGAAAAACGCGGACAACAUCCGGGCAUUUGGGGCCAGCAAGCUAACCUACGCCUUACAACCCUGCCUUUCAGCAACCGCAGCCAUGCUGAAGUGCGGGAUGAAUGGCAGUCAGGUGAAAGUGUUUGGGAAAGCAAUCCAGGCUUUAUCCCGAGUGAGUGAUGAGCUGUGGCUAGACCCCUCUGAAAAAGGUCUUGCUCUAAGAUCAAUGAAUUCUUCUCGAUCGGCAUAUGGAUGUGUCCUAUUCUCUCCUGUAUUUUUUCAACAUUAUCAAUGGUCAACCUCAAUGAAAAUGAAUGAUAAUGACAGAGCAUUGAAUUUAAAUUGCAAAUUGGGAAUGAAGUCAAUUCUACCCAUCUUUAGAUGUCUGACUUCUCUCGAAAGAAAUGUAGAAAAGUGCAAAAUAUUCACCAGCUCUGAUGAAUGCAAAAUAGUUAUUCAGUUCUUCUGCAGGCAUGGUAUUAAAAGAACUCAUAAUGUGUGUUUUCAAGAAAGCCAGCCUUUGCAAGUUAUUUUUGAGAAGAAUAUGUGUACUAAUACACUGAUGAUUCAGCCAAGACUGCUUGCUGAGGCGAUUGUUCUUUUUACAUCAAGUCAAGAGGAGGUCACCCUUGCUGUUACUCCACUGAAUUUUUGCCUCAAGAGUUCUAGUGAGGAUUCCAUGGAUUUGACAAAUUCUGUGUACAGUGAGAUGUCUUUUGGCCCAGAUGAGUUUGACUUCUUUCAGAUUGGGUUGGAUACAGAAAUAACAUUUUGCUUCAAAGAAUUGAAGGGAAUGCUGACGUUUUCAGAAGCUAUCCAUGUUCCUAUAUCCAUUCAUUUUGAUUUUCCUGGAAAACCAAUGGCUUUGAGUAUUGAUGACAUGCUACUGGAAGCUAACUUUAUUUUGGCUACCUUGGCUGAUGACCCAAGUCGGGCAUCUUCGCCACAAUCACUGUGUCUCUCGCAGACACAAAAAAGGUCAGAUAUGAUACGGUCAAAUUCGAAGGCUGAUAAAAGUGGAACCAGCCAGACUCCAGAGUAUAUCUCAAGAAAAUCAGCACCCAAGAGGCUUUAUCCUAGGGAAGCUGCCACCAAAAACUCUGCAGGGGAAAACUGUGGCAGCCCUCAAAGGAAGAAAGCAAGUGGAGACAACAUCUUUGAAGUACCUGAAAGCAUUGUGAGCGACACAGAGGAAGGGCCAGGCUCUCCAUAUCUCAGGAAGUUUUCUUGCAUGUUCUUUGGAGCCGUUUCUUCUGACCAGCAAGAACACUUCAACCGCCCUUUGGACAGUCUGGCAAUAGCAAGUGACAGUGACGAGGAUGUGAUUAAUGGCACUGUUCCCACAUCUAAAGCUCAGUGAUAGCUUGGCCUUAAGCCCCAGUCUUCAUGCCUAGUGUACAACAGAUAUGGAAGUGCAUCAAGACGUCUUGAAACAGUUUUGUGACUAGUAGUCCAGUAUUUUGUAUUUGUGAACAUUUUGGAGUUUGGGACUCUCAGAAACUGCAAAAGGUUAUGCAGGUUUUUCAAGUAACAUCACUUUUGUCCAUUGGGAAAAAAAUUCUGAUUUUUGAAGUAGUCCUUAGAAAAAAAUAAUCAUUCCCUCACUUUGGAGUCUUUUUGUAUUUUGUAAGAUUUGAUUUCAUAGCCUUCAAUUAGAACAGAUUUUCAGGGAUGAUUUUUUAUUUGCAAUGUGAUACAGGAAAAGAAUUUAAUGGAAAUGAUAUCAAACUUUUUUUAUUAUUGUUGUUGUGGUGGUGGUGCUGUUGAGUAUUGAACCCAGGGCCUGGUGCAUGCAAGGCAAGCACUCUAUUAACUGGCUACACCCCCAGCCCUUGAUGUCAAACAUUUCUGUAUUAUCUAAAAUAGUGUAGCAACCUCCACACAAGAGAGCCUGGGUUUGGAAUGGAAUGUGGGAUACAAAUGUCUGUUCUUUGUCCCUUUAAGAAUUAGCUUCUUACCUGCAUAAACAAAACUAAAAAUUUGGAACAAAAACACUGUUAUGUAAUACCUUAUGGUGAGAGCCUCUCCCUCCCCCAGACUUGUUUGCAGUUCUAUAACCCCAGGAACCAGCCUUCUGUAACAUCUUAUUGCUAAGUCUUUGGGAAACCAUCAAACAAUAAGGAAGUGUUAACUGGCAAGCAAUUGUUCUUCAGAUUUUGUGAGGAAUUUGAAAAGGUGGCUGAGUGGAUUAGUAUGCUUCAGAACUGUGAACAGAGUUCUAAAUGAAACCAGAAUGAAUUUGGCUCUUGUAACUUAGUAAUGAGUCAUAGCUACCCACAAUAACCUAAUAAAAAUUCAAGUUCA